AUUAGGUAAAAAAAUUGAAUUAUUUUUAGGUGAUGACUACUACCACGCAUCUUAUGUGAAAAUCAGCGACCACCUCAAUUUCAUUUGUGCGCAAGGCCCUUUGGUAAAUACCAUCGAGGAUUUCUGGUUCAUGGUUAUACAGGAAGAUUCAAAAGUAAUCGUUCAGCUGUGUCAGUGGAAUGAGGAUGGCAAAGUGCAGUGUGCGGAGUACUUCCCGAAAGAUGAAGAAGAAUGGAAGGAGUACGGUGCAAUCCGUGUUCAAGUUGUCGAGAAAACAGAGCCGAUGAAGCAGCUUCGCAAAGUUUAUCGAACAAAAAUACGAGCUGUAUAUAAAAACAAGGAUCAUGAGGUAUUGCAUUUACUGUACGGUGGCUGGCCUGAUCACUUUGUAGCCGAAUCGACACCGGUAUGCCGAGAAGUACGAGCUCUUGCCCUUAAACUGUGUGAAAAGAAGCCUGCCGUCAUUCACUGCAGUGCUGGUAUCGGAAGGUAAUA
Messenger RNA from Gongylonema pulchrum, 495 nucleotides. Lineage: Eukaryota; Metazoa; Nematoda; Chromadorea; Rhabditida; Gongylonematidae. The record is from the annotation of a GenBank genome assembly.